CCUGCAAAACGAACAACACCGUUAUAUCUCUCUCUCUCUCUCUCGCGAGUCGCAAUGGCUAGAACCAAACCUUUUGGCAUUCUCCUGAUCAUGACGUGCUUCGCUUUGCUCGACCAUUCGCCUGGCUCAUGCGGCGGAAUUGCAGAGAAAGAGGCGGCGGCGGCGGCCGCCGAAAUCCAAGGAAUGUUCGUGUUCGGAAGCUCUCUGGUCGACAAUGGCAACAACAACUUCCUGCAAGGCUCCCUGGCCAAGGCCGACUACUUGCCUUACGGAAUCGACUUCCCUCUCGGUCCUUCUGGAAGGUUCACCAACGGCAAGAACGUGAUCGACCUUCUCGGCGACCAGCUCCGCCUGCCUUCUUACAUUCCCGCCUUCGCAAAUCCCUCAACCAAGGGAAGGUCGCUCGUCCAUGGUGUCAACUACGCCUCCGGCGCCUCCGGCAUUCUCGACGACACCGGCUCUCUCGCUGGGCAUGUGAUGAGUCUGAAUGAGCAGAUCAGGAAGUUCGAGGAGGUGACGUUGCCGGAGCUGGAGGGGGAGCUGGGCGGGGGAAGGAGAGAAUCGUUUGCUCGGUAUCUGUUCGUGGUGGGAAGCGGAGGGAACGAUUACUCGUUCAACUACUUUCUGAGAAGUUCCGGCAACAACGUCAGCCUGGAAGACUUCACCGCCGGCCUUCUCACCACCCUCUCCGGCCAACUCAAAAAACUGUAUGGAUUGGGGGCCAGGAAGUUUGUGCUGAUGUCGCUGUAUCCACUGGGGUGCACCCCAAUGGUGUUGGUGAGGCGGCCGGCGGAGAAAGGUUGCAUGCAGAAUCUGAACAUGGCGGCUCAUCUCUUCAACACACAGUUGAAGAAAUUAAUUGACGAGUUGAAUCCCCAGUUGCCUGCCUCCAACUUUGUCUACGUCAAUGCAUACAAGAUGGUCAGGGAUAUCAUCAGAGACCCUUCUUCUGAAGGGUUUAUGAAUGCUAGGAGCCCUUGCUGUCAAGUGUCGUCGAUAGCGGAAGGUGGAAAUGGCGUUUUGUGCAAGAGAGGAGGAUCAGCCUGUGGGAAUAGGAGCGCUCAUGUUUUCUUUGAUGGGCUGCAUCCAACAGAAGCAGCCAACGCCGUGAUAGCCAGAAAUGCUUAUGCUUCCAACCGGAAGACUGUAGUCUACCCCAUGAAUGUUGAACAACUUGCUAGAAUUUAGAUUCCUAGCUAGCUCAGCCUCCUAUAUAUGUGUUGAUUAAUCUAAUCUUAGCUACUUGAAUGACAUGUAAUCUAGGAACCAGAUGCUUAUCAAUGUACGUUAACGUUAUUAUCAAAUCCUACCGUGAGUGUUGCGCCGACUUCAA
Molecule: messenger RNA, 1333 nt
Organism: Diospyros lotus (date-plum)
Lineage: Eukaryota; Viridiplantae; Streptophyta; Magnoliopsida; Ericales; Ebenaceae
Product: GDSL esterase/lipase At1g29670-like
Exons: 4
Coding region: 55-1188 (377 amino acids)
Molecular function (GO): hydrolase activity, acting on ester bonds
Source: RefSeq, a predicted model, not a curated record